ACACGUAAAGGUCUCACUAUAUAUAUUCGGAAAUUCAAAUUUCAGUAACCACUUCAGCAAACAUGAUUUUGCGUCAAUAUUGUAUAUUUUGUAUUAUAUUGCUUUCCCAAAAGUACAUCGUAGGUACUGUUCCUGUAUACAAUUCAAGUGCUGGAAAUGCCGCUAAAAUAAAAGAAUCUACACAAUUUAUGAAUCCUGUAAAAGCAGAUACGUCGAAUAAUCGUAUCCUUGAUAAAUCGGAUAAUGAAUAUAAAUCUGAAACAAAUCGGACAGAAUCUUCAUCUCUUUCAACUGCAACAAAACUGUUACAAAAGCAACCAAUAACAGUGCCCACUAGUAAUUUAAGCAAUUCAGACAAUGCAAGUACCAAUAAAACUACACCAUCAAAUGAAACUCCAACUGAUGCAGAUGAAAGUAGCUCGAACACUAAUUCAAGAAAAAUAUCUAGCCAAAAUUUAAACUCAGAGGAUAAAACAGAGGACUCAGAGGAUAUAAACAGUUUAGAUAGUGCAAGUACCAAUACGACUAAACUAUCAAAUGAAACUCCAACUGAUGCAGAUGAAAGUAGCUCGAACACUAAUUCAGCAAAAAUAUCUAGCCAAAAUGUAAACUCAGAGAGUAAAACAGAGGACUCAGAGGAUAUAAGCAGUUCAGAUAGUGCUAGUACCAAUACAACUAAACUAUCAAAUGAAACUCCAACUGAUGCAGAUGAAAGUAGCUCGAACACUAAUUCAGCAAAAAUAUCUAGCCAAAAUGUAAACUCAGAGGAUAAAACAGAGUACUCAGAGGAUAUAAACAGUUCAGAUAGUGCAAGUACCAAUACAACUAAACUAUCGAAUGAAACUCCAACUGAUGCAGAUGAAAGUAGCUCGAACACUAAUUCAACAAAAAUAUCUAGCCAAAAUGUAAACUCAGAGGAUGAAACAGAGGACUCAGAGGAUAUAAGCAGUUCAGAUAGUGCAAGUACCAAUACAACUAAACUAUCAAAUGAAACUCCAACUGAUGCAGAUGAAAGUAGCUCGAACACUAAUUCAGCAAAAAUAUCUAGCCAAAAUGUAAACUCAGAGGAUAAAACAGAGUACUCAGAGGAUAUAAACAGUUCAGAUAGUGCAAGUACCAAUACAACUAAACUAUCGAAUGAAACUCCAACUGAUGCAGAUGAAAGUAGCUCGAACACUAAUUCAGCAAAAAUAUCUAGCCAAAAUGUAAACUCAGAGGAUGAAACAGAGGACUCAGAGGAUAUAAGCAGUUCAGAUAGUGCAAGUACCAAUACAACUAAACUAUCAAAUGAAACUCCAACUGAUGCAGAUGAAAGUAGCUCGAACACUAAUUCAGCAAAAAUAUCUAGCCAAAAUGUAAACUCAGAGGAUGAAACAGAGUACUCAGAGGAUAUAAACAGUUCAGAUAGUGCAAGUACCAAUACAACUAAACUAUCGAAUGAAACUCCAACUGAUGCAGAUGAAAGUAGCUCGAACACUAAUUCAGCAAAAAUAUCUAGCCAAAAUGUAAACUCAGAGGAUGAAACAGAGGACUCAGAGGAUAUAAGCAGUUCAGAUAGUGCAAGUACCAAUACAACUAAACUAUCGAAUGAAACUCCAACUGAUGCAGAUGAAAGUAGCUCGAACACUAAUUCAGCAAAAAUAUCUAGCCAAAAUGUAAACUCAGAGGAUGAAACAGAGGACUCAGAGGAUAUAAGCAGUUCAGAUAGUGCAAGUACCAAUACAACUAAACUAUCAAAUGAAACUCCAACUGAUGCAGAUGAAAGUAGCUCGAACACUAAUUCAGCAAAAAUAUCUAGCCAAAAUGUAAACUCAGAGGAUAAAACAGAGUACUCAGAGGAUAUAAACAGUUCAGAUAGUGCAAGUACCAAUACAACUAAACUAUCGAAUGAAACUCCAACUGAUGCAGAUGAAAGUAGCUCGAACACUAAUUCAACAAAAAUAUCUAGCCAAAAUGUAAACUCAGAGGAUGAAACAGAGGACUCAGAGGAUAUAAGCAGUUCAGAUAGUGCAAGUACCAAUACAACUAAACUAUCAAAUGAAACUCCAACUGAUGCAGAUGAAAGUAGCUCGAACACUAAUUCAGCAAAAAUAUCUAGCCAAAAUGUAAACUCAGAGGAUAAAACAGAGGACUCAGAGGAUAUAAGCAGUUCAGAUAGUGCAAGUACCAAUACAACUAAACUAUCAAAUGAAACUCCAACUGAUGCAGAUGAAAGUAGCUCGAACACUAAUUCAACAAAAAUAUCUAGCCAAAAUGUAAACUCAGAGGAUGAAACAGAGGACUCAGAGGAUAUAAGCAGUUCAGAUAGUGCAAGUACCAAUACAACUAAACUAUCAAAUGAAACUCCAACUGAUGCAGAUGAAAGUAGCUCGAACACUAAUUCAGCAAAAAUAUCUAGCCAAAAUGUAAACUCAGAGGAUAAAACAGAGUACUCAGAGGAUAUAAACAGUUCAGAUAGUGCAAGUACCAAUACAACUAAACUAUCGAAUGAAACUCCAACUGAUGCAGAUGAAAGUAGCUCGAACACUAAUUCAGCAAAAAUAUCUAGCCAAAAUGUAAACUCAGAGGAUAAAACAGAGGACUCAGAGGAUAUAAGCAGUUCAGAUAGUGCAAGUACCAAUACAACUAAACUAUCAAAUGAAACUCCAACUGAUGCAGAUGAAAGUAGCUCGAACACUAAUUCAACAAAAAUAUCUAGCCAAAAUGUAAACUCAGUGGAUAAAACAGAGGACUCAGAGGAUAUAAACAGUUCAGAUAGUGCAAGUACCAAUACGACUAAACUAUCAAAUGAAACUCCAACUGAUGCAGAUGAAAGUAGCUCGAACACUAAUUCAGCAAAAAUAUCUAGCCAAAAUGUAAACUCAGAGAGUAAAACAGAGGACUCAGAGGAUAUAAGCAGUUCAGAUAGUGCUAGUACCAAUACAACUAAACUAUCAAAUGAAACUCCAACUGAUGCAGAUGAAAGUAGCUCGAACACUAAUUCAGCAAAAAUAUCUAGCCAAAAUGUAAACUCAGAGAGUAAAACAGAGGACUCAGAGGAUAUAAGCAGUUCAGAUAGUGCUAGUACCAAUACAACUAAACUAUCAAAUGAAACUCCAACUGAUGCAGAUGAAAGUAUCUCGAACACUAAUUCAACAAAAAUAUCUAGCCAAAAUGUAAACUCAGUGGAUAAAACAGAGGACUCAGAGGAUAUAAACAGUUCAGAUAGUGCAAGUACCAAUACAACUAAACUAUCAAAUGAAACCCCAACUGAUGCACAUGGAAGUAGUUCGAACACUAAUUCAACAAAAAUAUACAGCCAAAAUGUAAACUCAGAGGAUAAAACAGAGGACUCAGAGGAUAUAAACAGUUCAGAUAGUGCAAAUACCAAUACAACUAAACUAUCAAAUGAAACUCCAACUGAUGCAGGUGAAAGAAGCUCGAACACUAAUUCAACAUUAAUUGUUUUAGUGAUACUAUAUUUAUGGAAAUUCAGAGCUAGUGGUUAUGACAUUAUUUAAAAUUCUCUUUAUAUAUAAUUAUGAUAAAGGAAUAUCAAAAAUAAAUUUACAAAAAUAUA
Messenger RNA from Zeugodacus cucurbitae (melon fly), 3559 nucleotides. RefSeq lists its product as uncharacterized. The record is from RefSeq and is a predicted model, not a curated record. The transcript is spliced from 2 exons. NCBI's taxonomy places the organism in Eukaryota, Metazoa, Arthropoda, Insecta, Diptera, Tephritidae. Bases 63 to 3500 code for a protein of 1145 amino acids.